This is a messenger RNA of Verticillium dahliae VdLs.17, 4383 nucleotides long. RefSeq names its product 1,3-beta-glucan synthase component GLS2. The record is from RefSeq and is a predicted model, not a curated record. Gene Ontology annotation, molecular function: 1,3-beta-D-glucan synthase activity. Bases 185 to 4138 code for a protein of 1317 amino acids. Lineage: Eukaryota; Fungi; Ascomycota; Sordariomycetes; Glomerellales; Plectosphaerellaceae. The transcript has 2 exons. Gene Ontology annotation, biological process: (1->3)-beta-D-glucan biosynthetic process; fungal-type cell wall polysaccharide biosynthetic process. Gene Ontology annotation, cellular component: plasma membrane; 1,3-beta-D-glucan synthase complex.
CCGCUGGGCUGGAGCGCAGCAUCUGACGAAGCGGUUACUCUUCCUGAUCUUGAUCUUCGCCAUCAACAUUGGUCCGAGUGUCUACAUCUUGUUCGUCGCUACAGCUGCACAAGAAAAGAUUGCCAAAAUUCUGGGCAUCGUCCAAUUCUUGGUUGCUGUCUUCACCUUCCUCUUUUUCGCCGUUAUGCCGCUGGGAGGCUUGUUCGGCAGCUACUUGACCAAGAAUUCUCGGAAGUACGUGGCCAGCCAAACCUUCACUGCAAGCUACCCUCGCCUCAAGGGCAAUGCUCUCGCAAUGUCCUACGGCCUCUGGGCCGCUAUUUUUGGCGUCAAGCUUGGCGUGUCAUAUGCCUAUCUGGCCCUGUCGUUCAGGGAUCCGAUCAAGUAUCUGUUCAUCAUGAAGCUCAAAUGCCAGGGCGAUUCCCUGUUCGGCACUGGCAUGGCCGAUGUCCUCUGCAAGCAACAGGGUAUCAUUCUGUUGGGCUUGAUGGCAUUCACUGAUGUCAUUUUCUUCUUCUUGGACACCUACCUGUGGUACGUGUUGAUGAACACCUUGUUUUCCAUUGCUCGAUCGUUCUAUAUCGGUUCUUCGAUCUGGACGCCUUGGAGGAACAUUUUUUCGCGCCUACCUAAGCGCAUCUACUCGAAGGUACUGGCCACCACGGACAUGGAGAUUAAGUACAAGCCCAAGGUUCUUAUCUCCCAGGUCUGGAAUGCCAUCGUCAUCUCCAUGUACCGGGAGCACCUGCUUGCUAUUGACCACGUUCAGAAGUUGCUGUACCAUCAGGUUCCUUCCGAACAGGAGGGCAAGCGAACCCUUCGAGCCCCUACCUUCUUCGUCUCACAGGAGGAUAAGUCUUUCAGCACUGAAUUUUUCCCCGCUGACAGCGAGGCUGAACGUCGUCUGUCUUUCUUCGCGCAGUCGCUUUCCACCCCGAUCCCAGAGCCUCUGCCUGUGGAUAACAUGCCGACAUUCUCCGUUCUCAUCCCCCACUACAGCGAGAAGAUUUUGCUCUCACUGCGCGAGAUCAUUCGGGAGGAUGAGCCGUACUCCCGUGUCACCCUGCUCGAAUACCUCAAGCAGCUUCAUCCUCACGAAUGGGACUGCUUUGUCAAAGACACCAAAAUCCUCGCCGAUGAAACCUCUCAAUUCAAUGGCGAGCUUGAGAAGCCAGAGAAGGAUGCCGCCAAGAGCAAGAUCGACGACUUGCCCUUCUACUGCAUUGGCUUCAAAUCUUCUGCCCCUGAAUACACACUACGCACUCGUAUUUGGGCAUCGCUUCGCUCCCAGACACUGUACCGCACGAUCUCUGGUUUCAUGAACUACAGCCGCGCCAUCAAGCUUUUGUAUCGUGUCGAGAACCCCGAAGUGGUGCAGAUGUUUGGCGGCAACUCUGACAAGCUCGAGCGUGAGCUCGAGCGCAUGGCGCGUCGCAAGUUCAAAAUCAUCGUCUCCAUGCAGCGUUAUGCAAAGUUCAAGAAGGAGGAGAUGGAGAACACUGAGUUCCUGCUUCGCGCCUACCCUGACCUGCAAAUAGCCUACCUUGAUGAAGAAUUGCCCGUUGCUGAGGGUGAGGAGCCGCGCCUUUACUCCGCCCUGAUCGACGGUCAUUCCGAGAUCAUGGAGAAUGGCAUGAGACGACCCAAGUUCCGCAUUCAGCUUUCUGGCAACCCUGUCCUUGGAGACGGCAAAUCAGACAAUCAGAACCACUCCAUCAUCUUCUAUCGCGGCGAAUACAUCCAGCUGAUUGACGCCAAUCAAGACAACUACCUUGAGGAGUGUCUCAAGAUUCGCAGCGUCCUAGCCGAAUUCGAGGAGAUGAAGACCGAUACAGCCUCUCCCUACACCCCUGGCGUCAAGAGCAAAGCCUUCUCUCCUGUUGCUAUUCUCGGCGCUCGCGAGUAUAUUUUCUCUGAGAACAUUGGCAUCCUCGGUGACGUUGCCGCUGGCAAGGAGCAGACGUUCGGCACGCUAUUCGCACGUACUUUGGCUGAAAUUGGCGGCAAGUUACACUAUGGGCACCCCGAUUUCCUCAAUGGUAUCUUCAUGACCACCCGAGGUGGAGUCUCCAAGGCUCAAAAGGGACUACAUCUGAACGAGGAUAUCUACGCUGGUAUGCAAGCUGUCAUCCGUGGAGGUCGUAUCAAACACUGCGAAUACUACCAGUGCGGCAAGGGUCGUGAUCUGGGUUUCGGGUCGAUUCUGAACUUCGUCACCAAGAUCGGUACCGGCAUGGGAGAGCAAAUGCUGUCGCGAGAGUACUAUUAUCUUGGUACACAACUCCCUCUUGACAGGUUCUUGUCAUUCUACUACGCCCACCCUGGAUUCCACAUCAACAACAUGUUCAUCAUGUUGUCCAUUCAGAUGUUCAUGAUUUGCCUGCUGAACUUGGGCGCCCUUCGCCACGAAACCAUUCCCUGCAAUUACAACCGAGACGUUCCUCCCACCGACGCUCUUUUUCCUACUGGCUGCGCCAACACGGACGCGAUUCAGGACUGGGUCUACCGCAGUAUUUUGUCGAUUAUUUUCGUCAUUUUCUUGUCUUUCGUCCCCCUAUUCGUGCAAGAGCUUACGGAACGAGGAUUCUGGAGGGCUGCCAAACGCCUUUCAAAGCAAAUUUGCUCGCUUUCGCCGUUCUUCGAGGUCUUCGUUUGCCAAAUUUACGCCAAUUCGGUCCAACAAGAUCUGUCGUUUGGCGGCGCUCGGUAUAUCGGUACUGGUCGUGGGUUUGCCACCGCUCGCAUUCCUUUUGGUGUUCUCUAUUCCCGCUUCGCCGGCCCUUCCAUCUACUUCGGCUCUCGACUCCUCAUGAUGCUACUAUUCGCCACGGUCACCAUCUGGCAGGCGGCUUUGACCUAUUUCUGGAUCACCCUGAUGGCAUUGGUCAUCUCUCCUUUCCUAUAUAACCCUCACCAGUUCGCUUGGAGCGAUUUCUUCAUCGACUAUCGUGACUUCCUCCGCUGGCUCUCGCGCGGUAAUUCACGGUCUCACGCAUCCUCGUGGAUUGCUUUCUGCCGACUAUCCAGGACACGCAUUACUGGUUAUAAGCGCAAGGCACUCGGUGACCCAUCCGGCAAGAUGUCCGCCGAUGUGCCUCGCGCCGCAAUCGCUAACCUCUUCUGGGGUGAAAUUGGCUGGCCGUUCGUACUGGUUCUUGUGACUGUCGUUCCGUUUCUCUUCAUCAACGCGCAAACUGGAGUAAACGAGGAUAACAAUCCCAACGCCACAAUCGCACCGACGAGCUCGUUGAUCAGGAUCGGCGUCAUCGCGCUGGCACCACUCGCCAUUAAUGCGGGCGCACUGCUUGUAUUCUUUUGCAUGGCCUGUUUCAUGGGACCUCUUCUCAGCAUGUGCUGCAAGAAGUUCGGCAGCGUUUUGGCCGCCAUUGCUCACGCAAUCGCAGUCAUCAUGCUUCUGGUUUUCUUCGAGGUCUUGUUCGUGCUGGAGAGCUUCAACUUUGCUAGAACUCUGUGCGGCAUGAUCGCUGUGGUAGCCAUUCAGCGUUUCAUCUUCAAGCUCAUUGUCUCGUUGACAUUGACGCGCGAGAUCAAGACGGACCAGUCUAACAUCGCAUUCUGGACAGGAAAAUGGUAUUCCAUGGGUUGGCACUCGGUUUCUCAGCCGGCCCGUGAAUUCCUCUGCAAAAUCACUGAGCUGAGCAUGUUUGCGGCCGAUUUCGUGCUCGGUCACACUCUGCUAUUCUUCAUGUUGCCCAUGAUCCUGAUUCCGAAAAUCGAUAUGCUUCAUUCUAUCAUGCUGUUUUGGCUGCGGCCCAGCCGCCAAAUUCGCCCACCCAUCUACUCGAUGAAGCAAUCAAAGCUCAGGCGCAAGCGUGUUUUCCGCUAUGCUGUGCUCUACUUUGUCAUGUUCGUCGUCUUUGUGGCUUUGAUCGCUGGACCCGUUGUUGUCGGCAACCUGGACGUCCUGAACCCUGAACAGCAGUUUGGAAACCUGGUCAGUGGCAUGAAACUGGUCCAGCCGAACGGGCUGGACCAUGAUGACACACGAAAUGAGACAGAGACAGGCCCCAAGGGUGACGACUACACCGGAGUCGCCCUGACUAUUUCCACUUUCUCUCUCGGCGGCAACGCUCGGGCGACAAGGGGCGCCAACGACAGGAUGGUCCGUCUUCUUUAAGUCAAGUAACAAGCCUUGUGUAGUGUGUCCUCUGAGAUUCGUUCUACUCAUGGCACAGAUUGGAGCACUUGACAUAUCGACGUUCGGAGGAGCAGGCAGGCGGAUGCGAGCCCCUAGAUGGGCGUUUUGUUUCUUUAUGCAGCAACAGUCUUGUUUCACGUGGUAAUGGGAACUUGGGCCUUUAGAAUUGUGUAUAGUAUGAACUUGCUAGGUCAGAUCGUCUGAAACCUCUUGUGUCCUCUGUG